Apis mellifera (honey bee) is the source of this 3763-nucleotide messenger RNA. It is a transcript of the gene fmt, whose product is annotated as serine/threonine-protein phosphatase 6 regulatory subunit 3. Lineage: Eukaryota; Metazoa; Arthropoda; Insecta; Hymenoptera; Apidae. The record is from RefSeq and is a predicted model, not a curated record. Gene Ontology annotation, cellular component: nucleus; cytosol. Gene Ontology annotation, molecular function: protein phosphatase regulator activity; protein phosphatase binding. The coding region runs from base 324 to 2894 and encodes 856 amino acids. The transcript is spliced from 18 exons.
AAACGUCAAAGUUGAAACAUUCCUUAAUAAGAGUUUCUGCUUUUUGAUGAAAAAGUGACAUUUUGAAGUCUGAUUUAUUUAAAAAAAAAAAAAGGAAAAAAUAUAAAAAUUUUAUUAUUUUAUUCCUCACAGUAAUGCUGUGAGGUUGUUACUGCUAUUAUUCACUGCAUUGUUACCGUUCUAAUACGUUCAUGCAAUGUUAGUUGGCUCCCUGUCCCGCGAAGUAUUACAUUAUUUUUUUAGUGGCCACUUCAAUGUUGUGAUUAUUUUCACAUCUGAUUAAUCGUAUCGUGGUCGAGUAAGACGAGGCACGCGAUCGCAUCAUGUUUUGGACAAAUAAUUACGUGUCAUCUCCUAAUAUCGAAGCUCUUCUUAACAAAGAGGAUGUUACAUUGCAUGAAUUAAUGGAUGAAGAGGAUAUAUUACAAGAAUGUAAAAGCCAAAAUAAAAAACUUAUUGAAUAUCUUACAAGAUCUGAUGUAAUGGAGGAAUUAAUAACACUUACAACUAAAGAACCAUCAACAGAUAUAGAAGAACGUUGGCGUUAUAAAUAUCCAAAUGUAGCUUGCGAGUUAUUGACCUGUGAUGUACCAGUUUUAAAUGAAAAAUUAGCAGGCAAUGAAACAUUAUUGGCAAAACUUUAUUCUUUUAUUGAUACGGACCAGCCAUUAAAUCCUCUUUUAGCAUCAUUUUUUAGCAAAACUAUUGGAGUACUUAUUGGUCGGAAAGCUGUUCAGAACUGGUAUUCGUAUCAGUUCACUUGUUUACAGCUUUUAGAAUUUUUGAAAAGUCGCCAAACAUGCGUCGAUCUUCUUUUACAACAUUUAGAGACAUCUGCAAUUAUGGACUUAGUACUGAAACUUGUUAGUCAAGUUGAAGGAAAUAUGCGGCAAAAUAUUUUAAAUUGGCUAGAUAGUCAACAAUUAGUCCAAAGAGUGGUAAAAUUAUUAUCUCCAAACUCUGAAUCAAGUAAACAUGCAAAUGCUUCACAAUUACUUUGUGAUAUGAUAACUGCUGGAAGAGAAUAUCAACGCACUACUACAGCACGCACUGAUCCAGAUCCUAUUUUAAAUACUCUUGAAUCAGCAGAUACAGUAAGCUUGUUAUUAGAGACUAUUUUAACUGGAGAAAAACUAGAAAGUAGUAUUCUUGGUGGAAUUCGGGUACUUCUUAGACUUCUAGUAAAAACUAACAAUGGAAGAAAUGAAGAUAGCGUUCAUGGAAAUGGUAUUGAAGAUGAAAUUACAGAUAGUAAACAAUUAAUGAUGAAAAUAUCAACUGCAACUUUGCCUUAUUUAGAACAGCUUCACAAACUUUUAUUAGAUCCACCUUAUAAACCUCCUGUUAAAACAACUACUGGUGUAUUAGAAUGUCCAUUUGGUUUUACACGUUUACUUGUUACAAAGUUGUUCGCAACACUAAUGGCAACUGAAAAUGUGAAGAUUUAUGAAGCCUUAGUAGAAUUAGGAACAUUCCAAACGUUACUCGAUUUAUUUUUUAAAUAUACGUGGAACAAUUUUCUACAUACUCAAGUACAAUCUUGCCUGGCAUUAGCUAUUAAUUGUGAUUUUAAGGAUACAAAUAAUAUUAUUUAUGUUAAUAUAUUUAACAAAUGCAGAUUAAUAGAUCGAAUUUUGGAUGCAUGGGAUAAAAAUGAUAGUAAACAAAAUAAAGAAAUUGGAAAUAAACAGGGAUACAUGGGUCAUUUAAUAAAUAUUGCAAAUAACAUUGUUAAUCAGCGUGAAAGAAGUGAAAAUUUAGAUAAAUUUUUGAAGAAUAAUUUAUUACUCGAGUGUCUUAAUAAAUGGGAAAAUUUUGUAAAUGUGGAAUUAACAAAAAUUAAUAAGACUCAUCAAAUUCUUUUGGGUGGAAAGCCUCAGGCAUCUAUGACAAGUUCCAGUGAAAAUCCCGAUGAAUAUAGUUCUUAUCCUCAAGAAGAAUUUCUUCAGGUUCAACGAGUAGAACAAUUUUACACUAAUUAUUUGGGACAACAUAUGACACCACAAUUUACUGAAAAUUUUGGAUUUCAUGAUGAUCAAUUUAAUGAUGGCGAUGAUGCUCUUCAUAACUCAGUUGACCAAUUAUCGACGUUGGCGUUUACUCUCAGUGAAGAAGAUCUUGAUAAAAGAGAAGAUAUGUUUAAUAAGAUAUGUCAACAAAAACAAAAAGCUGACCUGGAAGAUUGUAAUACAGGUGUAGAAUGGGGCGAUGAAGGUGAACUUACUUUUCAGACGGUAGUCGAUAAACGUGAUUGGCCAACAAAGCAGCAACAUAAUGAUUCUAAUUCAUCCGAUGAGGAUGAUGAAGAUCAACGAGACAUGCACAUGGAAAUUGAUUCUACAGAACCUUGGGAAUCAACAGAACAAUUACCUACCAAUACCACACUUCCUGAGGUGAAUCCAUGGGAUGUCGUAUCAUCAGAACCAGUUGAAUCUACUGGCUGGGCAAAUUUUGAUAAUUUUGAAAACACUCUUAACAUAGAAAAUACUGUGAUAAUAGAUAAUAAAUUGUGUGAUGAAUCUAAAAAAGAAACAUUAAGUACAACAUUUGAGAAUAAAAUGGAAACUCAAUUGGGAAGCAAAGUAACUGUAGAAACUAUUGGAGCAGGUGAUAUGAAAAUUGAAGAUACAGUUGAUAGUAUUGCUUCAUAUAUAGGAACAAAUAUAAAUCACCAAAGUACUGAAAGUAAUUUGUAUUCGGAAUGUACUGCCGAUAAAAAUGCAAAUCCAAGUGAAAUUGUAGAUAGCAGAGAAAUCAAGUGUGAAGGAAACGUAAAAAAUACAGAAUUAGCAACUACUACGGUACAAAAUGAAAAGUCUUCGAACGAUUAUAAAAUGUCAAGUAGUUUAAAAAAUACAUCGGAAGCCAUAUUAUCGUCAACAGAUACCAAAUGAAAAAUUAUUUGUUGAGUAUGAUAUUGCAAUAGAACAAAAAAAGUCAUAUCAAGUAUAAAUUUGUACGAACGAUCAGAAUAUAUGUUUUACGUCCCUAUAUUUUCAUUAGAUCACAUUAAUUGUGCUUCAUUGCGUUGGCGCCUGGGUAAUAACUCACAGCAGGGUAUAAAUAUGGAUUGAAAAGUAAAAGACUAACCGACGCUCAACUAUAAAUAGAAUAUUACUUGAUGUAUAUGUACAUGUUCUCGGAUCGCCAAAGUUUCAAUUACAAAUACAACUUCGUAAAAUAGAAUUUUCCAGUUUUUAUUAAUGGACAUUGUUAUUAAAAAUUUUUUUCGAUUUAUAUUUGUAUGUAAUUAAUAUAAAAAUCUAAUUGGAAUCAUAAAUUGAAUAGUCAUAUUCUUUGUAUUGCGGAUUUACGUUAUUACAUUAGCUUAACGAAGUAGAAAAAGUACGAUUUGUACAAAAUCAAUGAACGCCAAGAUAAAACGAACUUGGUCGCUCAAUACCUGUUCACACAGAAGUAUUACAUACUAAUGAGUGUGUAUAUAUGUAAAUAUACAUACAUAUAUAUACACAUGCAUACGUAUAUUGUAAUGUUUUAAGUGAUACUGAUACGAGGCUCCUUUAAAAAAUCAUCCUAAAUAAUAUUUAAUAAAAAAAAACUGGUGCUUUUGCUUCUUCGUUCGAUAAGGCAAAGGUACUUAUGUGCAGUGCCUAUUGUUUAAUUAAACGUUUGCUCGUGCAACGAUGCGAUAUAAACAAAAAAGAAAAUUAUGUAUUUUUAUUACGUUGAUGGUAGUAUUCAUCCAGUGUAUACACAUGUAAUGUAGUGAAAUGUUUCAAUAAUGAAUUUACUUUCAUUUGCA